Molecule: messenger RNA, 440 nt
Organism: Drosophila busckii
Lineage: Eukaryota; Metazoa; Arthropoda; Insecta; Diptera; Drosophilidae
Gene: robl22E
Exons: 1
Coding region: 112-405 (97 amino acids)
Biological process (GO): microtubule-based movement
Cellular component (GO): cytoplasm; cytoplasmic dynein complex; centrosome
Molecular function (GO): dynein intermediate chain binding
Source: RefSeq, a predicted model, not a curated record
CGAAUUUCAUAUUUUUCACUCAAAUACAUUUCAAAUUAGUCGACUGUAAAUCAUACAACAACAUAUAUACGCUAUAUAUAUAUACAACUAAUUGAGGACUAAACACUCAACAUGUCCGCCGAGGUGGAGGAAAUGCUCAAACGCUUCUCCAGCGUUAAGAACAUCAUUGGCAUACUGGUGGUCGAUAACGAUGGCAUUGUCAUCAAGUCCACAAUGGAUAACAGCGCCUCCAUACAUUACGCCUGCCACAUGCAGAUGCUCACUGAGAAGUGUCGCCAGGUGAUCUACGAUCUGGAUGCCACCAAUGAAUUCAUCUCCAUUCGCAUGCGUACGUCGUAUUUUGAAAUUAUGCUCAUGCCGCACGAUAAUUAUUUUAUUGUUGUGCUACAAAAUGCUUGCGAUUAAUACGAAAAUUAUAUUAAAUUAUAAUAUAUCUAAAU